GUGGCAGUCACAUGGCCGGCUCUACUGGAUUCAACUACGCAACGUGUCGCCUCAUAAGAGUACCCCCUUCUUGCAAAACGUGCAGCCCACUGCAUCUUAUCAUAUCCCGUCUUCGUCAUCACUAUUCCCACGAGAGAAACAAAAUCGACGAUCAUUUCACAGUUUGUAUCUUCGCCGAUGGAUUUCUGGAACAAAGCCCGGAGCUUUGCCGAGGAAGCGGCGAAGCGAUCUCAGGAGCUGACAAAGGAGGCGGCGAGGCGCUCCCAGGAUCUCACAAUUGGCUCGUCGAAGCUCUCCGACAUCGUCUCGGAGGCGUCGAAGCGGUCCAAGGAGAUCGCCGCUGAGGCCUCGAAGCGCGCCGACCAGAUCAAGGAGGAGGCGCUUAAGCGCGCCGACCAGAUCAAGUCCCAGAUUCCCUCCGCCUCCGCGCUGUCGUCUCUCGUCGACUCUUCGCCGGAGACUCCUUCCACGGUGGCGGAUCUCGAGAGGUUUGGGGUCUCCGAUGAGCUGAGGGAUUUUGUCAAGGGCAUUACAUUCGACACUUUCCGGGAUUUUCCCUUGGAAGAUGAUUCAGAAAUGUCUGAUGUUCCCACAGUCUCAAAUAUUCGUCAAGAUCUCACAGCUUGGCAAGAAAGACAUGCCAAACUUGUUCUCUUGACAGUAAAGGAAAUUUCAAAAUUGAGAUACGAGUUAUGCCCACGCGUGAUGAAAGAGAGGAAGUUCUGGAGGAUAUACUUUAUCCUGGUUAAUAGUCAUGUGGCUCCGUAUGAAAAGCGCUACAUGGAAGAUUCUGAGUUAGAAUCUUCUAAACAAGUGAAAGAUGACAAAACGAAGGAAACUUCAACAGUUGGAACUACUUCUGUAACAGAAACAGGAGGUAUGAACCAGAAAAGUAAAAACUCUUCAGCUACUGAACAGGACUUGGAUGCAUUUCUUCUUGGAGGUCUUGGUGACAGUGAUGAGGAACCAGAUGAUGGAGAUGGAGGUCUCGAUGAAGAUUUUGACAAGAUCUAGGUGUGUUCAAUAUGAACUAGAUCUGAUCCGUGAACAGGCUUACUGGAAAUGGAGUUGGGUAUGAUGGUGGUUGACAUUGAUGGUUACGAUAUUUCUAGUUUCGGUGUUCACUUCAUACUGAAACUGAUAUGAAUUUGGAGGAAGCAAAAGAGAAAACAGAUGAAGGCUGCACCAGUUGUGGCUUCACACAAUCGGCUAAUGCUACUGAAUUUUCCAAGGGGGUGAAGCACUGCAAUCAGUGAAAGGAGAGAAGAUUACUGCUUUAAAAUUGUUAUUUAUUUGUGUUUUUAUCCCAUGUAUCUGUUCUUUCCAUCGUCUUUCUUGUAAUUCUUUUGCUCUUCACAUGGGGAAAAGGUGGAGAUACAUGCAUACAUAUCUUGUUGAAGCAACUGCUGCUAGCUGCUGUGCUAUAACUAUAAAGGGCCUCAAUUGCCAUGUUAAGCCUGCUGUUCAAAUGCAUUUUCUGUGUUCCUUUGCCUUUCUGUAUUAUUUUUAGUGAAAAAGUACCAAAAUAAACAAUCAGGCCCUUGUAAGUUGUCCUUUUCUUU
Diospyros lotus (date-plum) is the source of this 1562-nucleotide messenger RNA. RefSeq lists its product as uncharacterized. The record is from RefSeq and is a predicted model, not a curated record. Bases 178 to 1014 code for a protein of 278 amino acids. The transcript has 6 exons. NCBI's taxonomy places the organism in Eukaryota, Viridiplantae, Streptophyta, Magnoliopsida, Ericales, Ebenaceae.